AAGAUCAUGGCUGGCCGAAGCAUAGCGGAGAGUUUCAGAGGCAGGACCCUACUCAUCACCGGCUCCACUGGCUUCCUCGCAAAAAUGCUGGUGGAGAAGAUACUGCGGGUUCAGCCGAAUGUGAGGAAGCUCUACCUUCUGGUGCGUGCCCCGGACGCUGCAGCCGCCGAGCAGCGUGUUCUCAAUGAGGUUGUAGAGAAAAGUCUGUUUGAUGUUCUGCGAGAGGAACACGGGGCAGCUGGCUUCCACUCCUUCAUCAAGAACAAAAUAUGCCCUUUAGCUGGAGACGUCGUACAUGAAAACUUUGGUCUUGGGAGCUCUGAGAUCCAGCAGUUAAAGCAGGAGGUCGAAAUCAUCGUCAACGCAGCUGCAACAACCAAUUUCAUGGAGAGGUAUGACGUUGCGUUGGAAACAAACACCCUAGGAGUCGUCCAUUUAUGCCAGUUUGCAAACCGGUGUGAUAACCUCAAGAUGCUCCUCCAUGUUUCCACCGCUUAUGUAGCUGGUGAGCAAGCGGGCCUGUUGCUUGAGAAACCGUUCCAGAUGGGUGAAGCACUACGAAAAGGCUACCACUUGGACAUAGAAGCUGAGCUGCAGCUAGUAGACUGGACCAAGUCAGAACUCAGAAUGAAAUCCUCCAGUGACAAAAUCUCAGAAAAGACAACCAUGAAGAAACUUGGGAUUAAAAGGGCCAAUCACUUUGGCUGGCCAAAUACAUAUGUGCUGACUAAGGCCAUGGGGGAGAUGUUGCUGGGACAAUUGGGACGAGACCUUCCGGUUGUAAUCGCUAGGCCAAGCAUGAUAACAAGCACUAUUCAGGAGCCAAUGCCAGGAUGGAUAGAAGGAACUAGGACUGUAGAUGCCAUGUUUGUUGCCUACAAUGACCAAACCGUUCCAUGUUUUAUCGCUGAUGAUAAUGUUUUAUUUGACCUGAUACCUGGAGAUAUGGUGAUUAACGCAAUGAUGGCAGCCAUUGCCAGUCACUGGAAUGAACGAUCUCAAGUGAUAUACCAUAUGUCUUCGGCUCACCAAAAUCCCCUGUCCAGCUCCUUCAUCGAAGAAUCUGCGUACAUCUACUUUGACAAAAAUCCCCGUACUGGCAAAGAUGGGAAGAUCGUAGAAAACAAAAAAAUUCUAAUGUUCAAGAGAUUCUCGUACUUCCAUGCCUACAUGGUUCUACGGUACAAGCUGCCACUGGAGAUUAUGCAUGUAGUGAGUAUGUUGCUGGGAGGACUGUACUCCAAGAAUUACAGCAAGCUUAAUCGAGGUUACAACUUUUUAAUGACUGUGGCAAAGUUUUAUGCUCCGUAUGUCUUCUUCAGAGGAUGCUUUGACGACACCAACCUGAGGAAGCUGUGGAAGUGGACGGCCAUGGACCAAAACGACGCAUCCGCAUUUAAUUUCGACCCUAAUUGCAUCAACUGGAGCUCAUACCUCAUCAACACACACAUUCCCGCGGCUCUAAAGUAUGACGCCGAAAACCGCAAGGCGAAAUCAGUGCAGUGAAGUGAAUAAAACGGAUUCAGAUGAGCCGAAAUGCAAGAUCAAGAUGUACAAUUUGCAUGCUGGAUAUUUUCAUGACUGUGCAAUGAAAGUGUAAUACUAAGAUUUGUGAUAGCCACGUUGAUAAUUAUGAAUCAUUCUGGUUGGGACUUUAAUUACAACAAAUUAAU
Oryza brachyantha (malo sina) is the source of this 1673-nucleotide messenger RNA. Its product is annotated as fatty acyl-CoA reductase 1-like. Bases 7 to 1506 code for a protein of 499 amino acids. Gene Ontology annotation, biological process: suberin biosynthetic process; long-chain fatty-acyl-CoA metabolic process. The record is from RefSeq and is a predicted model, not a curated record. NCBI's taxonomy places the organism in Eukaryota, Viridiplantae, Streptophyta, Magnoliopsida, Poales, Poaceae. Gene Ontology annotation, molecular function: alcohol-forming very long-chain fatty acyl-CoA reductase (NADP+) activity. Gene Ontology annotation, cellular component: intracellular membrane-bounded organelle. The transcript is spliced from 10 exons.